Molecule: messenger RNA, 1681 nt
Organism: Sipha flava (yellow sugarcane aphid)
Lineage: Eukaryota; Metazoa; Arthropoda; Insecta; Hemiptera; Aphididae
Product: PQ-loop repeat-containing protein 1
Exons: 5
Coding region: 747-1487 (246 amino acids)
Biological process (GO): retrograde transport, endosome to Golgi; phospholipid translocation
Cellular component (GO): endosome; trans-Golgi network
Source: RefSeq, a predicted model, not a curated record
UCCGCCGAACCCACUCGGGACCCGUCGUCUUUUAGCACGAUAACGCGUCCGAGGGUUUUUUAUUAUUAUUAUUAUUAUUUUUUCAUUAUCAUUACGAGAUUCGAUUUUUCUAAAUCAGUUUCUUCAGACGUUGACGUGUUUCCGUGUCAGAAAAAACAGAGAAAAAAUAAUAAAAACCAAAUCUGUCGGUGUUUCGUGCGGGCAUGCCUGCCCGUUGGUGGCACGCAAAUGUGUAGAAAAAUACACUUCGACCGUCGUAAAAACGCAACAACGACGAUAACAAAAACAACAGCAACAGCACUCGGCUGCAGCACUGACACUAGUAUUAAAACCUAUGCACUUACCGGGCCCCAGACUCUGUCUGUUUAAUAAUUUGCUAAUCGUCACCGCCAUUGCCAGUUUAACAAAUAAUACUUCGUGACGAUCAUCAACAGCUCUCUACAUUUUACGUGCAUAAAUUUCGUUUACUUUGUACCGAUACCCUCGUCGUUCCGAUCAGUGUUACUCUCCUUUGUCGUUUUGUGUUUACGUUCGCCAUCGACGCCACCUAUCCUAACCGUUGUCGUCCUCACUAGGUGUCUUCAUCACGGAUGCAACUUUGCGCAACCGUUUACCAUGUGAAUUCUGAUUGAUAAACCACUGUACAUCAAGGCAACAGGAACACAACCAUCAUGAAGUCUUGAAUUUUGGUAUGGCAAUCCUCAGGGCGAAUUCCAAACACAUAUUGAAUAAUUUAACUCAUCAAUAUGGAACCAGUUGUAGAAGAAGUGAGGGACAUUACUGUACGAAAAGUUACUCGAUGGUGUUGUUCAACAAUCAUGGUAUUUGGAGGCGUAGUCCCUUAUAUUCCACAGUAUCGAGAAAUAUAUAUCAAACAAGACGCAGAAGGUUUCUCAAUGUAUGUUUGCUUAGCACUUUUAGUUGCUAACACUCUGAGAAUAUUAUUUUGGUUUGGUAAACGUUAUGAGCUUCCAUUGUUAUUCCAAAGUAUAGUUAUGAAUAUUAUGAUGUUACUUAUGAUACAUUUAUGUGUAAAAGUCCGUAACAAAACUCAGUUAAUCAGAGGACCAGAUAGAUAUUUUACUGAUUUUGACUGGCAUUACUUUUGGCAGUGGACAGACUUUCAAUCUUAUAUCGAUUUCUUAAUUGCAAUGAGUAUUUGUCUCUCUGUAAUUACUUUCAUAUUUCUACAUAAUGUCAUAUUCAUUGAAAUAAUUGGAUUUCUUGCUCUCCUAACUGAAGCCAUGUUGGGUGUUCCUCAACUAGUCAAAAAUUUAAGAAACCGGUCUACAGAGGGAAUGAGUGUCACAAUGGUAUUACUUUGGACAACUGGCGAUGCAUUCAAGACAUGUUAUUUUGUAAGUCGCAAAGCACCUCUACAAUUUUGGAUGUGUGGCACACUUCAAGUUAUGAUAGAUCUGACAAUACUUGGUCAAGUAGUCUGGUAUCGAAACGAACCUCCCUAUAAAAUGCCUCGCAUAGACUGAAAUUUAAAUUGAUUAUGUUGAUAUAAUAUUUUUUUGAAUUUUCCAAAUUCGAAUUGUUACUAUUAUUGUUUAGAUCUUCUUAUUUUAAAAUAGACUUUGAUUUUAGGUUGUUAAUACUUGUUUAUAUAGUGAAUUUUAUUUAUUUAUUAUUGUAUCAAAUAGUUAAAAUUCAUUUUUAUUUUAUGUUAAUAUAU